AUGAAGUCACUGGACGUCUCAGACGAGGUGCUGCUGUCAGGCUCCAGAACGUUCCCAAAAAGAAACCUCGAUUCAAAGUUUGUGGAGAGCCCUCGCAUUCCACAAUCAGAGCUUGGCUCCCCUACAUACACCUCCACCACUGCCAAGAAUCCAGACCUGGACACAUACUGCCCUGGGGAGUCAAGCCAGGAGCUGGGCCCCCCUCCGUCGGUGGAUGAGGCGGCCAACACAUUGAUGACGCGGCUGGGUUUCCUUCUGGGAGACAAAGUGAGUGAGGGGCCAGCCGGUACCCAGUACAGCAUGGAGGAACCCGAGGCGAGACAGGGCCAGAACCAGAGGAUCAGCCCCUGCUCCACCCUGACCAGCAGCACUGCCUCCCCACCUGCGGGCAGCCCCUGCUCCACCCUCCCCACCGCCAUGCCCGGCCAGGCCGGCAACAGGGACUGCGCCUACGGGUCGGUCACCAGUCCCACCUCGACGCUGGAGAGCAGGGACAGUGGAAUCAUCGCCACUCUGACCAGCUACUCGGAGAACAUGGAGCGAGGCGGCAAGUACGGCGAGGGUUCCCGGGGGAACCUCAAGCUGUGGCAGUCUCAGAAAUCAGGCAUGGACUCGUUCCUGUACAGGGUGGACGAAAACAUGACCGCCUCCACCUACAGCCUCAACAAAAUCCCCGAGCGAAACCUGGAGAGCAUGUCCUCCCAUUCCGCCCACUCUAUCCCUUUGUACCUCAUGCCCCGCCCUAACUCUGUGGCUGCUACGAGUUCGGCCCACCUGGAGGACCUGGCCUACCUGGAUGAGCAGAGGCACGCCCCCCUGCGCACCUCGCUGCGCAUGCCGCGGCAGAGCACCACCUGCGGGCCGGGCCGCUCCGGGCCGGACCUGAGAGCUUCCGCAAAUAACGCCCAUGCCUGGCAAUCCCAGUCACUGCGUUUUGCACCCUACCGGCCCCAAGACAUCGCUCUCAAACCGCUGCUGUUCGAGGUGCCCAGCAUCACCAUGGACUCCGUCUUCACCGGCCGCGAGUGGCUCUUCCAAGAGAUCGACGGCCACCUCAACAGCCCCAACUCCAGCACCAACCAGGGCGUCGUGAUCGUGGGCAAUAUCGGCUUCGGCAAGACGGCCAUCAUCUCUCGCCUGGUGGCGCUCAGCUGCCACGGCACCCGGAUGAGGCAGAUUGCCUCCGACAGCCCUCAAGCCUCCCCCAAACACGGAGAGGGGCUUCCUCUCACCCAGCCCCAGCCUACGCACGGCACCCUCGGAGGAGGCAGCUGUCCAGGAACCCCUGAGAUGAGGCGACGGCAGGAGGAGGGCAUGAGGAGGCUGGCGUCUCAGGUGGUGGCGUACCACUACUGCCAGGCGGACAACGCCUACACCUGCCUGGUGCCGGAGUUCGUGCACAACGUGGCGGCCCUGCUGUGCCGCUCGCCGCACCUGGUGGCCUACAGGGAGCAGCUGCUGAGGGAGCCCCACCUGCAGGGCACCCUGAGCCUGCGCUCCUGCGUCCAGGACCCCCUGGCCUCUUUCAGGAAGGGGGUCCUGGAGCCUCUGGACGCACUUUACAAAGAGAGGAAGAUCAACUCUGAAGAAGAUCUCAUUAUCCUCAUCGACGGCCUCAACGAGGCAGAGUUCCACAAGCCGGACUAUGGGGACACCAUUGUGUCCUUCCUCACCAAAACCAUCAACAAGUUCCCUCCCUGGCUUAAACUGGUGGUCACAGUCAGAACCACGUUACAGGAGAUCACCAGCACGCUGCCCUUUCACCGGAUCUCUCUGGACAGCCUGGAGGAGAACGACGCCAUAGACCAGGACCUGCAGGGCUACAUCCUGCACCGCAUCCACAGCAGCCCGGAGAUCCAGAACAACAUCUCGCUCAACGGGAAGAUGGACAACACCACCUUCGGCAAGCUCAGCGCCCACCUGAAGGCCCUGAGUCAGGGAUCCUAUCUGUACCUCAAACUCACCUUUGACCUCAUUGAGAAGGGCUACCUUGUCCUCAAAAGUUCAAGCUACAAGGUUGUUCCGGUCAACCUGGCCGAGGUGUACCUGCUGCAGUGCAACAUGCGCUUCCCCACGCAGUCGUCGUUUGAGCGGGCGCUGCCGCUGCUCAACGUGGCCGUGGCCUCGCUCCACCCGCUCAACGACGAGCAGAUUUAUCAGGCCAUCAACGCCGGCUCGCUGCAGGGCACCCUGGACUGGGAGGACUUCCAGCAACGUGUGGACAACCUGUCUGUUUUCCUCGUGAAGAGGAGGGACGGCACCCGGAUGUUUGUUCACCCGUCCUUUAGAGAGUGGCUGAUCUGGAGAGAGGAGGGAGAAAAGACAAAGUUCCUCUGCGAUCCGAGGAGUGGGCACACCCUAUUGGCCUUCUGGUUCUCUCGCCAGGAGAACAAGCUGAACAGACAGCAGACUAUUGAGCUGGGCCAUCACAUCCUCAAAGCACAUAUCUUCAAGGGUCUGAGCAAAAGAGUAGGCGUUUCCUCAUCUAUCUUGCAAGGCCUGUGGGUUUCCUACAGUACGGAGGGCCUUUCAGCGGCGCUUUCUUCACUCCGAAAUCUCUACACGCCCAACAUCAAGGUGAGCCGGCUGCUGAUGCUGGGCGGCGCCAACGUCAACUACCGCACGGAGGUGCUGAACAACGCCCCCGUCCUGUGCGUCCACUCGCACCUGGGUUACAUGGACAUGGUGGCGCUGCUGCUGGAGUUCGGGGCCUCCGUGGACGCCCAGUCGGAAAGCGGCCUGGCGCCGCUGGGCUACGCCGCCGCCGGCGGUCACAUGGCCAUCGUCACCGCUCUCUGUCGCAGGAGGGCAAAGGUGGAUCACCUGGAUAAGAACGGCCAGUGCGCUCUGGUCCACGCGGCCCUCAGGGGCCACAUGGAGGUGGUGAAGUUCCUCAUACAGUGUGACUGGAGCAUGGGGUCACACCAGCAGCAGCAGUCACCGCAGAGCCAGCAGCAGCAGGCCUUCAGCAAGAGCCACGCGGUCCAGCAAGCCCUCAUUGCUGCGGCCAGUAUGGGAUACACGGAGAUUGUCUCAUAUCUGCUGGAUCUGCCUGAGAAGGAUGAAGAAGAGGUGGAACGGGCACAGAUCAAUAACUUUGACACCCUCUGGGGAGAGACAGCUCUGACCGCAGCCUCCGGUCGGGGGAAGCUGGAGGUGUGCCGCCUGCUGCUGGAGCAGGGAGCGGCCGUGGCUCAGCCCAACAGGCGGGGCAUCGUCCCCCUCUUCAGCGCCGUCAGACAGGGCCACUGGCAGAUUGUAGACCUCCUGCUGACUCACGGAGCAGAUGUCAACCUGGCUGACAAACAGGGCCGGACGCCGCUGAUGAUGGCUGCCUCGGAGGGUCACCUGGGAACGGUCGAGUUUUUACUAGCGCAAGGAGCCUCGCUGUCUCAGAUGGAUAAAGAGGGUCUGACCGCUCUGAGCUGGGCCUGUCUGAAAGGACAUUUACCUGUGGUCCGCUGUCUGGUGGAGAGCGGGGCUGCCACUGACCACGCAGACAAGAACGGACGCACGCCCCUGGACCUGGCAGCUUUCUACGGUGACUCUGAAGUGGUCCAGUUUUUGGUGGAUCACGGGGCCAUGAUAGAGCACGUGGACUACAGUGGGAUGCGUCCUCUGGACAGGGCGGUGGGCUGCAGAAAUACAUCGGUGGUGGUCGCUCUGCUCAAGAAAGGAGCCAAAAUAGGAUGUCAGACGCUGCCCAGUCGGCCCCGAGGUCCAGCCACGUGGGCCAUGGCCACCUCCAAACCCGACAUCAUGAUCAUCUUGCUGAGUAAGCUCAUCGAGGAGGGGGACAGCUUUUACAAGAAGGGGAAGGUGAAAGAGGCCGCGCAGCGUUACCAGUAUGCUCUCAAAAAAUUUCCACGCGAAGGCUUCAGCGAGGACCUCAAGACUUUCAGGGAACUCAAAGUAUCGCUCUUCCUCAACCUGUCCCGAUGUCGGAGGAAAAUGAACGACUUUGGGAUGGCUGAGGAAUUCGCUACUAAGGCCCUCGAACUGAAACCAAAUUCUUAUGAGGCAUUUUACGCCAGGGCCCGCGCUAAACGUAGCAGCAGACAAUUUCCUGAAGCCUUAGAGGACCUGAAUGAAGCCAUAAAGCAGUGCCCCAAUAACCGAGAGAUCCAGCGGCUGCUCCAGCGGGUGGAGGACGAAUGCCAUCAGCUCAGUCAGGAGGAGCACCAGCAGACGGAUCUGGAGCUGGAGCCUCCUCCCUCCCCUCCGCCCACGCCUCCUGCGGACGAGGAGGAAUCCCUGUCCCUGUCCAUGCCCCUCCCUCCUCCCCCGGAGCCCCGUCUGGAGGACAUGGAGCCGGUUCAGGACCUGUUUGAGGACGAGCGCUACCUGGAGCAGGAGCUGGAGGCCAUGUCCAUGGGCCUGCCCCCGCCUGACUCUCUCAGCAAUCUUUCCAGUCUUCCCAUCAUCCAGAGCCCGCCGUUGUCCCCCACGCAUCCGGAUCAGAUUUACCUAGCUGGGGGUUCGCCCAUGGGCCAGCCUUACGAGUACCUGCCCACCUCCUCCUCCAUGUCCUCCCCGACUCGUGGCUCUUACCAGCCCACGUCGCCCUCCCUCUCCCCGACGCAUCACAACUCCCACUACCGCCACAGUCCCCCGCACACCUCCCCGGUGCACCAGGCCUCCUACCGCUUCAGCCCGCCUCCCAUGGGCACGGGGGGUCAGGGGAUGGACCACCAGAGCCCGCCCCCUUCCCCUUUACGGCGGGCCGCCCAGUACAGAGCCAGCCCGCCCAUAGAAGGCGUUUGCCUGUACAGGUCGCAGUCCGGGUCGCCCGUGCGCUACCAGACCGAGCAGCACCCGGGCCGGCCCAAGUCCCCGCUCUCCAAGAUGAGCAGCCAGCGCUCGUUCCAGCUCAGCUCGCAGCCCUCGCUCUCCUCCCAGCACCACCAGGCCCAAGGCCUCCGCCUGCAGCCCUCCAUAGCCCAAAUCGUCCGCACAAACCAGCCCAGCAACAUGAUGGGCAACAGCAGCUUCGUGGGCCAGAUGGGUCACUCCAUGGGCGGCCGUUACCAGGGGGGCUCGGUGGACGUGGAGAGCCGCCUGGUGUACCAGCCCUCCCUGGACGGACGGAUGUCCCAGGUCCAGGCCAGCCUCAGCUCUGGGGCCCUCUGUCAGCACGGUGGCCGAGGAGGGGUCAUGGAGUCCAACCUGUUGAAGGAUGAGCUACCCCAGCGCCCCUCCUCUGCCUACCGCGCCAGCAGCGGGGGCCCGGGGGGCGUCCGCUACAGCCAGACGCCCCAGAUCAGUCGCAGCCAGUCCGCCGCCUACUACCCGGUUUCCGAACACGUCCUGGAGCGCGCCAACGCCAUGCCUCCCUGUCAGCUCGGCUCCCCGGAGAUCCCGCACAUGGUGAGACGCCCCGUGAGCGCCAACACCACCGAGAUGAAGCAGCACGUGCCCACCCCCAGGCCCCUCAUCCACUCCCAGAGCGUGGGCCUGCGGUUCUCCCCCUCGAGCAACAACAUCUCCACCGGAUCCACGUCCAACCUGGCGCCGAACUUCAGGCCCUCCUCGUCCAUCCAGCAGAUGGAGAUCCCCUUGCAACCCACGUACGAGCGCAGCUGUGACGACAUCUCGCCCAUCUCGCCCUCGCAGGGGGGCGGGGGGCUGUAUCAGGGCGAGGCCACCCGCUCUCGGAACACACCUUUCAUGGGCAUCAUAGACAAGACGGCACGGACUCAGCAGUACCUGCACCAGCCGACCCGGUCCCGAGCCAUGACCUCCAUGGAUUCCGCCAUCAGCCCCACCUCGCCCGGUCAGCUGGUCCAGCAGGGCUCCACCUACAGCCCCCCGGCCUCACUGGGCAACAUCGCGUACUACAACAAGACCAACAACGCCCAGAACGGACACCUACUGGAAGAGGACUACUACUCCCAGACCCAGCCGCCCUCCCUGGGGAAGCUGGCCAACGGCUCGCGGGGGAGCGGCGACAUUCUGGAACGGGUCAGCCAGGUUCCCACCUACCCGGACGUGAAGGUGGCGAGGACUCUGCCCGUGUCGCAAGCCUACCAGGACAACAUGUACCGCCAGCUGUCCCGUGACUCGCGGACCCAAGGCCCCACGUCCCCCAUCAAACCAAAGAGACCAUUUGUGGAGUCGAAUGUGUGA
This is a messenger RNA of Menidia menidia (Atlantic silverside), 6126 nucleotides long. The record is from the annotation of a GenBank genome assembly. Lineage: Eukaryota; Metazoa; Chordata; Actinopteri; Atheriniformes; Atherinopsidae.